Messenger RNA from Drosophila subobscura, 3081 nucleotides. RefSeq lists its product as uncharacterized. Gene Ontology annotation, molecular function: protein binding. NCBI's taxonomy places the organism in Eukaryota, Metazoa, Arthropoda, Insecta, Diptera, Drosophilidae. The transcript is spliced from 7 exons. Bases 990 to 2138 code for a protein of 382 amino acids. The record is from RefSeq and is a predicted model, not a curated record.
CCGAGCCGCGUACCGGCUGCAACACGGUAGCGCGUAAUUUCUCCGUGCGAGCGAGUGAGUGAUUUCCAGUUACGAGGUUCGGAGAUUCCCCAGUUUGUGCUGGCGUUUUUGGCAUCCUUUUGUUGUCCUGCAGCUGGUAAUCAUCGUUGGAUUCGAGGCAGCAAACUGCGGCUUUUUUUGGGGCUCCUCCCUUCUGUCAGUCGUAAUUUGCUCGCCAUUUUCCGCGUCCUGUCGUCGUGUCGCUGUGUGCGUGUGUGUUUUUGUUUCCGGCCUCGAAAUUUUCCGCGCCUGACGUUGGCCAUUUUUGGCGCCAGUUUUUUGCCGGGCUGCCGUAUUGUUUUUUCGCAAGGCACAGAGGGAGAGAGAGAAAGAGAACGAACUAGAGUCCUUCGAUCCAAUGCCAUAAAUCAAAUGGCAUAAUUGUGCGUGUGUGACCAGCGUCUAACGGGCAUCCUGCAUCGUUCAUCCGGCAUCCUACAGCGUUGCGUGCCACCGAAUCUCGAGUCUCUGGACCACAACAAGCGGACAGGUGGUCCACCUGGAGGGGGAGUUUGGCGGAUUAUGUCUUUAUAGGCCCGCCAGAGACAACAAAUCCCCGAACAAAUGAAGUGCCGGAGCAUUUGAUUAGAAGCAACGACUACUAAACGCACCCAAAAGCCGCUUAGUUUCUGUCCGUGUGUCUUGUGUUUUGGGCCAGCAGCAGCAGCAGCGACAGCAACAACAACACUUCAAGCUCUCCCCCGUAUCGAUUGCCUAAUACACAAUCUGCUAUGAAGGCAACGUCCAGCAGCACCCCGCCCAACACCAGCAGCAGCAGCAGCGCCGCCAGCAGCAGCAGCCAUCCCCAGGAGCUGUCCCUGGCAGCGGCGGCCGGGACGGCGCCCACCGCUGGGGGGGCGAGCACCUCGAAGCCGCACCGGCUGGCCAAGGUAUCGUUCGCACCGUUGGACAUCGGCGUGCCCACGGUGGCUACGUGAUACGCGAACACGAUGUCCCACCACAACAUCGUGUGCGAGUGGCUGCGCACCAUCGGGCUGGCCCAGUACGGGGAGAGCUUCCUGGAGAACGGCUACGACGAGCUGGAGAUCUGCAAGCAGAUCGGCGAGAUCGAUCUGGAUGCCAUCGGCGUGGACAAUCUGUCGCAUCGCGGCAAGCUCUUGAAGAGCGUCCGCAUGCUGCGCGAGAAGGGGGCGGCCAUUGUCUAUGUGCUCAUCAAUGACCCGAAGGCGCUCAGCAACAGCAACGAGAUCCUGGCCUCCGACUGUGAUACGCCCGUGACGAUGAAGGAGCUGGAGGCGGUCAUGAAGCGGCACCUCGAGGCCGAUGGCAUCCGCCUCACCGCCCACCCGUAUUCCACACCGGAGGGCAAACGUGGAUAUCUGGAGGGGCUGGCUGCCCACUACAGCAAGCAGAUCAACAUGCCGUACGAGGACGUGCUGGAUGCCAUCGAGCAGGUGCGCCUCUCCAAGUGGAAGGAGCGGCAUGUGCGCAUAUCCACGGGGCACACGCUCACCCGCCGCCUGGCCGGUGCCAGCAGCAGCAGCAGCAGCAGCAAUUCCGGCGGCGGACUGGUUAGCUCCUCCGUCCUGCCCACCAGCCACAGCCAGCCGCUGUAUGUGCCCGGCAAGUAUUUGCCCUCCAGCUGCCUGUCGAACCGCGAGGAGAACGAGAUCUACAGCUACACGCAAAACGAUUUGGCCAAUCGCAUGGCCCGCAAUGCCAUCGACUCCAAGUCGGCCCUCAAUCUGAAUGGGAUGCAGCACAGCUAUCCGGGCGCGCGGACCAAUUUCUUUUACGACUUUUCGGCAACAGAGGGUCGCAACAAGCACAAGCAGCGGCGCACGGUCUUUGCCCGUUUCCUGCAGGGCCUGCGGCAGAGCGGAGACGAACUGAACGCCACCGAGGGAAUGCAGCUGAAGACAAACGAGCGACUGAGGGCCUGCAGCACCAUGAAGCGACCUGAGCCACACCAGGACUUUGAGAAGACCAUUCAGAGACUCAAGACACAAAAGGCAGCCCAAAAGAAGCCCGCCAGCGCACCCAUGGACAUUGCCCUGCAUGAGCGGAACAAGGAGGUGGCCCUGGCCCAUGCCCACGUCAAUGAGAUGCCGCUGAAUAACUACACGAAGCAUCCCUAGGAUACGGCCCUAAGCAGCGCUGCUGCUUAAGACAUCGACAUACGCAAUCUCCCAGAUACCAGAUACCCCCAUGACAAACAGGCAUUGCAAUCAAUCUUUCAAUCAGGUGAUACACAUGUUAGGCAAGCAGGAAUCGGAGCAUAGGAAGAGGCUUAGAACUUAGGGAUAGGAUAAGUAAAAUAACGAAGGAGUCGGCAAUCGGUAAUCGGCUGACCAACGAAGCAAUAUACAGAUAAAUAUAUACCUUAGAUUAAGUCGAGUUUAACUUACCUCUAGAACUAAUUGAAUGACCUAGAACCUUACCUGAACGCCACCUGAACUCUCGCUCGUGUAUAGUCACCAUCUAGGAUAGGAACCCAGCUCCUCUCUCUCUAUAUAUAUGAAUCUCACUUUGUUUCGUUUGCACCCUUUCCAUGUGCCCCUGAACAUACACAUUCACAUUCCCACUCAACUCAAAAUCGCCCACAGAAUCAAUCAGGAUAUGCACUUGCCCCGAAGUCUAUCAACAAUUAUUUCGAAACACCCCGAGAAACACACACACAAACACACGCAGAGACAGUCUGCGAAUGCAGCGCCAACUCCGGAGGGAAAUGUUGACAAAACGCAAAAAUCCAACAAGCUUAACGCUAAAUCAACACUCAUACAGACAGAGAGGGGACACACGCACACUCACACUCACACACACACACAAACACGCAGCCUCCCACAAAUAGGGAGCCCGAGAGCGCCCGGCAAACUUGUGCUAACCGCAGACGUUGCACAGACAGACAGACACAGACGGACGGAGCGACAGACAGACUGUGGCAUUUCCGUUUCAACUUGGCAUUGCAUCGAUUUUGGUCUUUGGUUUUUCGGGUGGUGCGUGGUGCGUGGUGCAUGGUGCAGCUGCAGGCUGCAGGCGGCCUUUGCCAUUUGCCUUUUUUGCAUUUUAAUUGCAUGUUGC